Molecule: messenger RNA, 2790 nt
Organism: Penaeus chinensis
Lineage: Eukaryota; Metazoa; Arthropoda; Malacostraca; Decapoda; Penaeidae
Product: retinol dehydrogenase 13-like
Exons: 8
Coding region: 24-995 (323 amino acids)
Source: RefSeq, a predicted model, not a curated record
GUGGCCGUGAUAUCCGUGUCAAGAUGUUUGCAACUGCGGGCGUGAUCUUCCUCGUUGUAGCGUGUGCCAUCGUGGGCGGGGGAGCCAUUUACCGGCGCCGAGGCAGCAAAUGCAGAAGCACUCGGCGGCUGAAGGGCAAGACGGUCAUCGUCACGGGAGGUUCAUCAGGGAUUGGCCUGGCCACGGCGGAGGACCUCGCUCGUCGCGGGGCAAGGGUCAUCCUCGCCUGCAGGAACGCCACAAAAGCCGAUCAAGUUGCACACGGAAUUCGGGAGAGGACGGGCAACGCUGAGGUUCAAGUGAGAGUCCUCGAUACGUCGGACUUCGACUCCGUAAGAAAAUUUGCCAAGGAGUUCAAGGAGACUGAAAAGCGGUUGGACGUCCUGAUAAACAAUGCCGGCGUGGGCAUCCCUGAGAAAAGGUUGAACAAGCAGGGCUUUGAGUUGACCUUGGCCACUAACCACUACGGUCACUUCCUCCUCACUAACCUCCUCAUUGAUGUCCUCAGAGCCAGUGCUCCAAGUCGCGUGGUUACCGUGUCGUCUUUAGUUCACAAGUAUUGUUCCAAGGCUGAUCUCGAGGACUUGAACUUCGACAAGACCCCCUACGCUGUGUUCCCUGCAUAUGCGCUCUCCAAACUGUGCAACAUUCUCUUCACUAAAGAAAUCGCUCGGAAACUGCAGGGGACAGGUGUGGUAGCGAAUUGUCUCCAUCCAGGUGUUGUCGCCACAGGUUUACUAAAUAAAGAAAACACGUGUCUGGGUGCGCUGCUUACCUUCUUCCUCGGGGUUAUUGGCAAGAGUCGAGACGAUGGCGCGCAAACUAGUAUAUACUUAGCUGUGGCCGAAGAAGCUCAACACAUGUCUGGAAAAUAUUUCGUAGACUGUAAGGAGAGCGCUUGCUGCAAGUUAGCCGAAGACGAAGGCCUGGCCAAGAAGCUGUGGGAAGUGAGCGAACACGAUGUCAAACUGCAGCCCGGCGAGGUAUUUUACUAGUGGGCGUCUAUCACUGAGUGUUCUUUUGUUUACGAAGGGAAUUGAUGUGCGUUAACGUUCCUCGCAACUGCAAAAUAGUCUUGGCAUCGUAGGAGAGUGAAUACCACAGAAGCGCAGGGGCGGAGUCUCAAUUUAUAAGUGCGGAGCGCGGACGCCCAAGAUGUUGCCUGACGAAACCGUUUCCGAGUUCAAAAAGGGUAGAGGGUUGGUCGAUGGCCCGUCUACUCUUAUUUUUUUCUUAUUUUAUGCUAUCAUCAUUACCGUUUCUUUUGCACGUAUUCCCGGCUGACUGCAUGAAUUCGCCUGACAUGUUUCACGUUUCCAGCUUUGAGAGGGAUGUGGGGACAAACUUCCCACCUUAACUUACUUUGCUACAACAGAUUGUGAAAAAGAUAAAACGGAAAUGUAGUAAUUUGAAGAAUAAAUAAAAACUGUUUUAAUCAAUUGAUCACUCUUAUUCAUCCCGUAUGCAGCAGAUACAAAAUAAUGCGAAAUAAACAUGAAGCAAGGUAACAUAAUUUAUCAAUGAAUAAAUAGUAUUAGAUAUAAAUAAGUUAAUUACAAACAUUUCUGGUUGAUUAAAACAUCUCCAUAAGCAACUACUUCAUGUUUAUCUCUACAUGAGGACUAGGUCAAGAAUUAUUCUAGAAAUCUGGAUAAUGAUAAUCAACAAUGUAUUCCACGUCCACUAAUUUGCUAUGGCGUGUAUAUAUCCUAAAUUUUAGAUACUGAAAUGUGAUCCAAAACAGUUUAGUAUUUAUAAAGCAUACAGUUCUGACCUGCGUCUCUUUUAGCGGUCAAUUUAGUUGCCAUUGAUAAGGACGUAAAAGCGGUCUUGAUCUACUGGUAUUUUUGUAAACUUUAUAAAGUAAAUUAAAAAAUACGAUCUUGAAAUGUCACUACAUAUCUUACUUUAUUAAUUUAGAAGAAAUAACUUGAUGAAUGAAAAUACUGCUGUUUGGUGGAAUAUAACAUGAAAAAGCACACAAAAAACUUUUUGUUUAUUAAAUAAUAUUUUUCGGGGUACAGUACUUAAUAUUAUGUUUUUCAUUGUCAAAUUUAUAAGUAUGAUUUUAUGUUCUAUUCACAUCUUCAAUUAUUUUCUUGACAAAAUGUAUCCGUUUUUAGUUAUUUAUUGACUGUCUUAAAUUGGUAAUCUUUUCCUUCCCUAUGAUCUCAAAUACAAAGAAUACAAUGUAUAUUGUACUACUACAAAAGGUAUCCUAGCCAAAAAAGUAGAUGCUUGAAAUCCUCAACAGCAGAUACAACUGGGACAAUAUAAUUCCUAAAAAUGGACAGAAUUCAAAGUUCAGUUUAAUCCAAAAACCUUAACUGCAAACCUUUAUCAUUCCAACAAUGCCCACUUUUUUUCCUUUUUUUUUUGGGGAGUUUAAACCAAUCCAUGAUGUAAUCUAUUCCACAGUGUGCGUAUGUGUAGAUAUAUGUAAAUGUGCGUGUGAACAUGUAAUACACACACCUACAUAUAUACAAACACAGAGUAAGUAGCAUUUUCCAUGGAAUUUUGGAAUCCUCAAUAAUGCAUAAUACCUAUUGCAUACAUGCUUGAUACACGUAGAUUUUUCAUUGUUCUGCAAAUUCAUGAUAGGUAGAUUAGACAGCCAAAACUCUAUGAAAUCUGUCUACACAUAGACAGCCAAAUUUCUUUAAGAAACCUGUCUAUACAUAGGUACUGUUACCUAAAAACUGUAUGAAGUUUUGCUUCUACAUUUAAUGAUAAUGAAUAUUCCUCACAAUGACAAAUUUGUAAUGAUAAGAAAUAUGUAAACAAUAAAAU